UGGUUUUGCUGUGCAACAGGUGCAUGACAGAACACAAACACUAAGCUGAGGCAUAGGAAUAUUCUUUCAUCAACAAACAGGAGGACAAUAAGUUCCUGAUCUCUUUAAACAGAAUACUCACCUAUGGAGUACAGACAGACUGAGGCUCCGCCCUCAUAUGACUCCGUGGUGAAUCAGAACACAUGUCCACCUUCAUAUCCGAGUCUUCAGGCAUUGUUGACCACCCAAAUCCAACCAUACUACAUACCUCAGCCAAUACCCCAAACACCUGCGCCGUGUUUAGUUGAGACAAUUCCACAACAGACAAGACAAGUUCUCUCGUACAGGAGCAAAAGGAGUUACUAUGGCGGGUCGGGUGGUUCUGCUUUUGUUGUAGUGCUGCUUAUAAUUGCUGUUGGGCUGGGAGUGCGUUAUGGACCAUCGCUGUGGGCUCUCUCAGACAAAGAUAAGGAAACCGACACAUGCCCCCCCUCAUCGGUCAACUGUGAUGGGAAGAGAGACUGUUCUCAAGGCAGUGAUGAAGCUCGCUGUGUGCGGUUUGGGACAGCAAAUGAAUUGCUGGUCAUGACCUCUAAGGCCGGGAGUUUCCUUCCUGUCUGUGCACAAGGCUGGAGUAAAGACAUAGCAGACCAAACCUGCCAACAGCUUGGCUUCAGACAGAGUUAUGCAGAAGGUGUCUUGCAAAGCAACUCAUCCUCCUUUCAAAGUGUGAACAGUCUGUUUUCAAACACUAUCCAAGGAAGCGUUCAAAUCAGUUCAUCCUGUCCUCAUCAGCAGACUGUGUCCCUGUGGUGUUGUGACUGUGGAAGGCCACCGGUCGCCACCAGGAUCAUAGGGGGAACUGUGGCUGUUGACGGUCAGUGGCCGUGGCAGGCUAGCCUGCAUUUCCGUGGGUAUCACACAUGUGGAGGAACUCUUGUGGCUCCAGACUUCAUCAUUACAGCUGCUCACUGCUUCCCCCAAGAAACAUCUGCCUAUCUUUUGCCUAAUAACUGGCAAGUGUAUAUUGGUAUGGUGUCCCAGCUCAAGCUUCCCAGCCCGUAUAAUGUCAGACAAAUUAUUGUACAUGAGAAAUAUGAUCCAGAGACAAAAAACAAUGACAUUGCCUUGUUAAAACUCAACAGACCUGCCAGUAACAUACAGUCUGCCUGUUUACCUGUGUUUGGCCAGACUUUUUUUCCUGGCAGUCAGUGCUGGACCACUGGUUUUGGAGUUACACGAGAAGGGGGUGACAGUGGUUCCACUUAUUUGAUGGAGGUUGCAGUAGACUUGAUAGACUUAGCUGAAUGUAACAAACCUACUGUUUACAAUGGACUAAUAACUGAGACUAUGCAGUGUGCAGGAGAUCUUACGGGAGGAAAAGACUCCUGCCAGGGGGACAGUGGGGGUCCGUUGGUGUGUAAGGCUGACAAUCAUUGGUAUCUCACUGGUGUAACAAGCUGGGGAGAUGGCUGUGGAAAGAAAAACCGUCCAGGUGUUUAUAGUAACGUAGGUCGCCUUUUAACGUGGAUACAAAGCAAGAUGCAGCAAGAGCGACCAUGAGGAACAAAACUUCGCAUUCUUCUUUGCUGUGUACACUCCACAACAAACUUUUUUCUAAUUUUUUUAAAGUGAAAGAGUAAAGUUGACUUGCACUUUUAACAGUAAAUAUGCUUUUCUGUAAAGAUGAAAACUCACUAACUGUAUAAUUGUACUGAUAAUUUAUUAAUAAUUUACAUUAAAAUAAAUGGUUG
Messenger RNA from Myxocyprinus asiaticus (Chinese sucker), 1733 nucleotides. Its product is annotated as transmembrane protease serine 13-like. Gene Ontology annotation, cellular component: membrane. Gene Ontology annotation, molecular function: serine-type endopeptidase activity; protein binding. The coding region runs from base 124 to 1542 and encodes 472 amino acids. The record is from RefSeq and is a predicted model, not a curated record. The transcript is spliced from 14 exons. NCBI's taxonomy places the organism in Eukaryota, Metazoa, Chordata, Actinopteri, Cypriniformes, Catostomidae. Gene Ontology annotation, biological process: proteolysis.